GUUACGCCUUCAACAGCAGCGCUUUCCUCGCCGUCGCGCCAGCAACUGCGAUCCGAAUCUGUCGACACCCUUCGGCAAUCUUAACGAACCGGCACGGAGAACGCGGUUCGGCCUUGGUGAGGUCGGAUCUGGCUCGCAGCGCCGCCCGCGAUGGGACAUUCUUCAAAAUUCGUCUUUCCUCUCCCAAGCCGCAAAGCGCGAGACGCACCUCCGCCCCUGAUUUCAGGGCCCCUGAGGACGAAGGCACAGAGAAUCCUUGGAGCUUCGGAGCUCAGCAUCGAUCCAGUCGCGAUCCCGGCAUGGGAGACGCAAUCGAACUCGGGAAUCAGCAUCGCCGUCUCGGAAACGACAGACGGCGAGCCUGGCCACAGCCCGACACGCGAUGGGUGGGCUAGCUCGAGGGGCUUGCGGCCGGAUAAGCGGUGGGAGCAGGAGUCCGAGAUCAUACCCCCCGUGUUGGACCGACAUGCCGAGCCGGGUGGAUCGACGGUUCCCGAUGGCGCGACGGAUGCUUCGAGCUUGCGGCGGCGGCAGUCGAGUUCGACCAUCACGUCCUACUAUGACAAGUCGAAGCUCCCGCUCUCAAUUUCUCAACAGACGUCAAGCUCGGCCAUGGCAAAGGGGCUCCCGGCCAAAGCCCAGGCGCUGUUGGACAUUGACGGCGACUUCACGGACUCCCCUGCAGUGAACAAAGCCCGGAAGAAACCCUCAAUGCUCGACCUCUCGUCCUUGCUUCACAUGCACAGGUCACCAAAACACCUCCACCCGGACUCCUACAGAAGCCCAGACCCUGGGCACGACUUGUUCGCCAUGUCCCCGUCCGCCACGACUGUCUCCUCGGCACCGACGCCGCCACCAGUACUGCAACGAGCAGAGCGGGGCGUCAGGAAGAAACUCACCAAAGAGUCGCUGAGAUCGAACCCCGCUCCCCAGGCCUCGCCACAUGGACCCGCUGGGCGGCCGGCCGUCGGCCACCAGCAGCCGAACAAGGCCGAUUUGGACUUGGACAACCUCUACGAUCACUACGAGCAAAGAACAUUCGCCGAUGCCAUGGAGCGCGACCUGCGCACCAGCGCUUACCAGCUGGUGCCUCCGACGCCUCCUCCCUCUUGCCCCCCGCCCGAGCUCGGCCAGGGAGGGAGAGCGUUCCUCUCCCCAGUUCCGCCCGGCUCAUCGAGAACCUCUCUGUCCUCCAAGCAAUCCCCGCUGAACAUGACGGCGGCGGAGCUGAAAUCCGCAGGCAUUGGGAUUCCCUCCAGUCCGCUACCGGCCGAUUCUUCCAGCAUUUCGAGCAGACACACGCGGACGUCCAAGGCAUCGAAGCGAACUGAUCGCAGUCUGCAGGAGAUCGACCUGCUGCAGAACAGCGUCCUAGCGCUUUCCUCGGACUCGGAGGACGACUACGAACUUUCGUCGAAAGGCUCCCUAGCUGUUCCACCUCUCAGCGAUGGCCAAGUGAGCCCCACAAGCCCUCGGUCCCCGAUAUCCCAGACUAGCACGAUGGGCGCGCCCGACGCGAGUCGGGGCAAAACAGCCAAACGGACCAGUUUCGCCCCUACCAGCCAUGGUUCCGCGGCGGUGAAAGGACCUACAAUUGGCCCGCGGACGAGUUCUCUCAACCCCAAGAUGUCGACGAAAUUGGGUCACGCUACGGCCCACAAGACAUCUCGCCUCUCCGCCGGGACGUCCUCGACCGGGCGGACGGUUUCCCAAGCUCAGACUGCAGGAUCAAACCUGGCAAGCAACGCGGGGGAGGCUCUGAAGCAGGCGGACAGCGAGUCGCAGUUCGACUUCCCAGCCCCGCCGGUCUAUCCCGGUCGGAGGCCAUCGGCUGGCUCCCGUCUGUCGGAGCAGUCUUUGCCUGUCUCCCCAAGCACAACAGCGGAACUAUAUUGGCAAAGCUACCUGUCACCUGGAGGUCCCGAUGGCGGGUCUGUGCGCAGCGGCACGAGCAUAGGCAGCGCGAGCAACGGACGUCGCGGUAGCGCGGCGAGCAGCAUCCACGACGGCAACAGCGGGCGACUCAUGGCGGUCACGCGGCAGGAAGAAAUGCUGCUGGCUGCGCUCAGGAUGAAGAGGGCUCGCAUGCGCGAGGACAUCAUCGCCGAGUUCGAGGACGAGAUUGAGCGCGAGGAGCAGCAACUUAGGCGGGAGAGAACCAACGACAGCUUUGGUACAAGCGGCAGCAUGUCACGGCAGUCGUCCCGGAGCACGAUGCGCCAGGAAGUUGGGGCAUUGAGUGCGCGCCCGCGACACCAGACGCAGCCGAAUGGAGUACCGGCGACUGUCCAAGGGAAGGACAAGCCGGGACCCUUGAAGGUUCUGGUCGAGCGGUCCCCGUACGACUCCUUGUCUCUGCGCACGCCCGCCUCGGAGAUCAGCGACUUCAUCCACUACGACGACGGGAUCAGCUCGCCGGGGCCAGCCAGCCUGCAACGCCAGGACAGCAAGGCCAGUUCGGUCAGCAGCCGGAAGUCGGCUCCGGGGAGGCAGAGGGCAUCGUUGAGUGCCAUGAGCGCACCUCCGCCGCCGAGAUCGCAGCGGAGAGACAGCGGUUCUCGGAAAGGGGCUGACCCGCUCAGCCCCAAGGUGCAGCCGGACCUGCCGCAUCAGAUCCCCGAGGAUCCGGCCGAGGACGAUGACGUGGGCAUCCCACGGCCUGACUCGCCCGUCUCGCCAUCCGACUUCCCGACACCGGUGUCGAUCAAGAACAAGAAGCAGGUGAGGUUGAGCGCGGUCGGGUUCUACAAGCCCACCAUGGAAGCGGGGUAUUGAGCUUUGUGACGAAGGCGGAUGAACAGACGCGACGGACGUCGCCAUUUCCUUGGUCGAUCUUGAGC
Thermothielavioides terrestris NRRL 8126 is the source of this 2840-nucleotide messenger RNA. RefSeq lists its product as uncharacterized. Lineage: Eukaryota; Fungi; Ascomycota; Sordariomycetes; Sordariales; Chaetomiaceae. The record is from RefSeq and is a predicted model, not a curated record. Bases 151 to 2775 code for a protein of 874 amino acids. The transcript has a single exon.